UUUUUUCCUGUGACAAGCUCUUGCGGACGGCUAGAGUACCCAGGCACCCCGAGGGGAUCCCAAGUUCCCAACCGUUGGAUGUGGCGCUGGCUCUCUCCAGCAUUGGACUGAAUCUAAAUUCCUCAUGAACUGAAAGGAAAGCGUCCUUCGAUUUGUGGGGUGGACAAGAUUGUGCGCUAGGCUUGCUGUUGCCCGCCACUGGUGACCACAUUCCUUAUCCUUCUUAUUGUACAUAUCAGAGCUCCAAUUCUGUGGAAAUUUCUAGGUAGUUUACUGAAUCUGUAGGGAUUUUUUGGUGAAUACGCUUCCAUAACAGUGGCGUGAAACAAUCGCGGUUCACGCCACUGUUAUGACUAACAAAAAUGAAAAAAGGGAGUGGCGAUGGCAAGUCCCCAAAUUUAAAGCAUUCCCUUGUUCUGUGGAGCUCUGGUUAGUCCCUGCCCAAGUGCCCGGUCUUUCCGACUUUGCUCGACGCCUCAAGCUCACGAAGGGAAAGAUGGCACAGAAGUUUCUUUUCAUUCUCAUCUGUUUGUCAGCGAUAAUUCGCUCCUUGGCAUCCCAUGCCACUUCUAACGGUUUACUGAAAAUCAGUUUAGAGAAAAAGCCCUUGGCUCUUGAUAAUAUAAAAGCUGCAAGAGUUGCAAAGGAAGUGGGGAAGUAUGUAGGGGGUCCUUGGUACUCCCAUCAUAAUUUGGGUAAUCCAGAUGCAGAUGUAGUACCUCUGAGGAAUUAUUUGGAUGCCCAAUACUUUGGAGAGAUUGGCAUUGGUUCUCCGCCGCAGAACUUUACUGUCAUAUUUGAUACUGGAAGCUCCAACCUCUGGGUUCCAUCCUCCAAAUGCUAUCUUUCUGUUGCUUGCUAUUUCCACUCCAAGUACCAGGCAAGCCGCUCCAGCACAUAUACAAAGAUAGGCAAGUCUUGUGAGAUUGAUUAUGGAUCUGGAUCAAUAUCUGGCUUCUUCAGCCAGGAUAAUGUACAAGUUGGGGAUCUCAUCACCAAAGAUCAGGUUUUUAUUGAGGCUACACAAGAAGGGAGUCUUUCCUUCAUUAUUGCAAAGUUUGAUGGGAUACUUGGACUCGGAUUUCAGGAAAUUUCUGUUGCGAAUGUGGUGCCUGUCUGGUACAACAUGGUAGAGCAAGGUUUGGUAAGUGAACCAGUCUUCUCUUUUUGGCUUAAUCGAGAUCCUGGGGCAGAAGAGGGAGGUGAAAUCAUUUUUGGUGGUGUUGAUCCAAAACACUUUAAUGGUGAACAUACUUAUGUUCCGGUCACCGAAAAGGGCUACUGGCAGAUUGAAAUGGGAGAUUUUCUUAUUGGGAACCAAUCAACAGGUUUAUGCGAGGGUGGUUGUGCUGCUAUAGUGGAUUCAGGGACGUCCUUACUCGCUGGUCCAACUACAGUUGUUACUGAAAUCAACCAUGCCAUUGGAGCAGAAGGAAUAGUUAGCAUGGAAUGUAAAGAAGUUAUUUCUCAAUAUGGGGAAUUAAUAUGGGAAAUCUUGACAACUGGGGUACAACCUGGCCAAGUAUGUUCACAGAUUGGUGUAUGCUUUUCUGAUGGAUCUCAGUUUGUGAGCACCAACAUUGAAACAGUGGUUGAAAUGCAAAACAAGGAAGGGACAUCUAUCAGUAAUGACUUACUAUGUGUUGCCUGUGAGAUGGCCGUUGUUUGGGUUCAGAAUCAGCUUAGACAAAACAAAACAAAAGAAAUAGUUUUCCACUAUGUCAAUGAGUUGUGUGAGAGCCUCCCAAGCCCGGCUGGAGAAUCAGUUAUUGACUGCAAUAGCAUAGCAAGCAUGCCAAAUGUUUCAUUUACCAUUGGGGAUAAACUUUUCAAUCUUACUCCUGAACAGUACAUCCUUAAAAUUGGAGAGGGCGAUCUCACUGUCUGCUUGAGCGGGUUUAUUGCAUUUGAUGUGCCUCCUCCUCGUGGUCCCCUCUGGAUUCUUGGCGAUGUCUUCAUGGGAGUAUAUCACACGGUUUUUGACUUUGGCAAUCUGCGAGUAGGAUUUGCAGAAGCUGCUUAGCUAUGUCGGUGCUUUUAGCAAGCAAACUAGGGUGUUGUAUGUUAAUGAAUGAUAAAUGUGACCAUAUGAUUACCCAUAUGUUGAUGAUGAUUAUAUUAUGUAAAUGACAUGGUCUGUACUGUCUUGUGGUUCUCAUUCUUUAUACUCUUACAGGUAAACAAAACUAUUGGUAUUAUUAGUCUGAA
Macadamia integrifolia is the source of this 2208-nucleotide messenger RNA. RefSeq names its product aspartic proteinase-like. The record is from RefSeq and is a predicted model, not a curated record. The transcript has 15 exons. NCBI's taxonomy places the organism in Eukaryota, Viridiplantae, Streptophyta, Magnoliopsida, Proteales, Proteaceae. Gene Ontology annotation, biological process: proteolysis; lipid metabolic process. Gene Ontology annotation, molecular function: aspartic-type endopeptidase activity. The coding region runs from base 350 to 2023 and encodes 557 amino acids.